UACAGUUCAGUUAGUCUUUAAAGAGUAUUCAAGCGUUAAAGUUGUCGUUCGCGCAACAAAAUAUAUUUAUGAAUCAUUCUAUUGCGCUAAAUUUUUGAUCGUGUUGCAAAAAAAAAAAAUAACAACAAAUAGAAAAAAAAUCGCGUGCUUUCACUAUUUUUUAAAUUUACACGAAAUUUAAGGAAAGCGUUUUUUUUUCCUACUUCAGUUUUCUCAACACGUAACCAAACCAUACCUUUUUGGAUUAAUUUGUUUUUGGAUUACUUCGCAUACAAGCAACUUAAUUUUAUUAUUGGGUAUUUCUUUGUUUUUUUUUUUCGGGGAAUUAAUAUUAAUGGUGAAAUUUUUAAUAAUAAGGUGAAAAUUAACAAAUAUAAAGAAAAAAGAGAAUAAGAAAAUACUUUCAAUUUGUGACUGAGUCACCAGCAGCAACUUCAUAAAUAAAUUAUUAAAACACCGUCUCACCGUAUUUUGAGAACAAAAAUUCCCUUUUAUUCUCAAAUAUUUAUUCACAAUGAUCAAUCAGUAUGUGAACAUUUUUUUCAAAUGAAACAUCAACUUUAAACUGUAAAUUACCUGCGGUUUGAUUUUGUAUUAAAAAAACCUUGAUCUUUUUCAAGUUACAAGCACAAGCGGUAAAAAAAAAAAUUAUUAAAAAAUAUUAAAAUAAAUUUAUUGUUUUUGGUGAUCAUAUUAAAAAUUCAACCAGAUCACUAUACAGAAACUAAUAUAUAGGAAGAAUUUAAUGACCAGUUUAUUAAAAUAAACAAGAAAUUUAAAGCAUAAUAUUAAAAAUUCACAAAAAAUCGCUCUGGGGUGUAGCAAUACAACUAAUCCAAUACAAAAUUUAAAUUCAACAACCUCAAAAAUUUGAAUAAACACCAUUAAAAUUACAAUUAAAGCAACAAGAAACAACAACACAACAAAGUAGAAAGAAAGAAAAAAAAAUGUCUUUGACCGAAAAUUUCAUAGUUCCGGAUUUUUAUUAUAAUGAUUUUGGUAUACCAACAUUAUACAAUAAUGAUAAUUUUUUUAAAAACAGUUUACCAACAACAACAGCAACAACAAAAAUAAAAACUAGUAAAACAACAGGUUAUCAAAUGAAAAUCUCAACAGGAAAUUUAAAUAUAGAGCAAAAAAUUAAAAGAAAAUCAUUAAUACCGUUAUCAAUUCGAUCAGUAAUACCACCACCACCAACACAAACAACAUCAAUAUCACCAACAUCAUCAUCGUCAUCACAAUCAUUAUUAUUUCAACAUAAAACCCAUAAUAAUAAUUCAAAAAUACCAUUAGAAAUAUCUAAUUGUUAUAAAACAGCAACAACAACAACAAUGAAAAAAAUAACAAAACCAAGUAGAUUAGCAACAAAGGUAACAAAAACUACUAUAAAAACUCAUAAUAGAUUAGACAAUCAUAAUAAUAAUAGCAAUAGUAGUGAUAUUUAUAUAUUAAAUAAUUAUUACUGUGAUAAAAAUAACCAAAAUAUUUUUAAAAAAUAUGAUAAACCAAAAAAAUUAUUAACAAAACGUUCAACAAUUUAUCAAAAUUAUGAAAUGUUACCUAAACUGUCAUCAUCAUCAUCGUCAUCAUCACUGUCAUCGAAAAUAAUACCAAAAACAACAAUGACAAUAAUGCAACAACAAAAAAACAAACAAGAUCCGUUAUUAUUAUCAUCAGCACAAUCAUCAAUGUUAUUAACAACAGCAACUACUACAACAAAAACAACAAUAUUACCUAAAACAAGAAUAAUUUUAACAAAAAAUAAUUCAAAUGAUAAAAUUAUAUAUAAAAAAUCAUCGAAAUUUAAUUGUAAUAAUAAUAUUAAAAAUAAUAGUAGUAGUAAAUCGAUGAUUUAUUAUGAUAACAGUAACAGUAAUAAUUAUUAUAAGAGUAAUGAAAAUUUAAAUCAUAAUAAUGAAUUGAUAAUGAAUGAAUUUGAAAAUGAUAAGGAACAUAAAAAUUAUAUAAAUAAUAAUAUUAAAAAAAUAAAUUAUGGAAAAAGAAUUAAAAUUUCAGAAAAUUCUGAAAAUCAUAAUUAUUAUCAACAACAAUCAUUGGAUAAUUGCCCAAAUUAUGAAAAUUUUACAACCAAAAAUAUUCAACAGAAUAAUAAUGAUAGUAAUGAUCAAGAGAAUGUCAUUAAUCAACAACAAUUGGAUAAUCGGAUUACAUAUGAUAUGGCCACCAAAAUUAUAAAAUUUUAGCAAAAGAAAAAAAGCCCAGAAAUAAAAAAAUUAAUUUAUAAUUUAAAAUAGCAAUAAGAGAAAUCACUUGAGAAAGAUAGAGGACAAAUCAACAAAAAAAGAACAACCAAAUAUAAAAUUAGAGAGCCAAAAUUCAAUCAAAAUCUUUGCCGUAAUCGGAUACAAAACUAAAUAGUACAUACAAAAUUGUGUAUAUAUGUAGUAUCAAGUAGUAUAACACUAGUAUAGUUUGAAAUAUUGAAACUUAAGUGCUAGUAUAUAAGUAAUACAAAUAUAACUAUGUAUGUACAUAUUAUAUAAUUAUAAUAUAAAAUUUCAAAUUGAUCUUAUAUAUAAUAUAUAUAUAUAUAUACUGAAUGACAUUGUCAAUGAUGAUGAUGAUGCUGGCAAUAAAAAAAAAUUUUUUUUUUUAUAAUGUACGACGACACUAAAAUUAUAAAAUGAUGAAGAUGAUUUUGUGAUAAUUAAUGAGAAUAAAAACAAAAUUAUUAUAUUAUGAUGAUUGAAAGAAAUAAAAGAUUAGAUUUAA
Molecule: messenger RNA, 2733 nt
Organism: Condylostylus longicornis
Lineage: Eukaryota; Metazoa; Arthropoda; Insecta; Diptera; Dolichopodidae
Product: probable WRKY transcription factor protein 1
Exons: 3
Coding region: 948-2204 (418 amino acids)
Source: RefSeq, a predicted model, not a curated record